Messenger RNA from Thlaspi arvense, 852 nucleotides. The record is from the annotation of a GenBank genome assembly. Lineage: Eukaryota; Viridiplantae; Streptophyta; Magnoliopsida; Brassicales; Brassicaceae.
AUGUUGGUUUCGAGAAUUUUGUCGCGACUUUCUCGCAGCGCGGGCUUAAGCUCCUCUCUCGCCGCCGUUGCUCUUCCGGUGAGGAACAAGGCUCCUAUCUUCUCGAGCCGGUUUCACUCUGUCGUUCCCGACUUCUCUCACAAGCUUCUCGCAGCUCAGGUCUUAUCUGAUUCGUUUUCACUUGGAAGAUUCUCUUUUUCUUCCUCUACCUCGUCCAAAUCAAAUGAAAAAGAGAGCAACACUGAGGCCUCAAAGACAAGGGAAGAGAAAGCUACAGCUGAGGCAAAUGAAUCAGCUCCUGACUCGGAAUCCAAAGAUUCUGUGACUGAUUCUGCGCAGAGAAGACGGAAAGGUGCUAAACGAGCUGCAGUUUCUGAUACAGACUCCGAGAGCAGUGAUGAUGAUGAGGAGUUGUCAAUGGAUGAUUUGAUGAAGCUCGUAGCUGAGAAGGAAGAGCUACUGUCUGGCAAGGAGGAAGAGAUUAAGCAAAUGAAAGAUAAAGUUCUUCGCACUUACGCAGAGAUGGAGAAUGUCAUGGACAGAACAAGACGUGAAGCUGAAAACACCAAAAAGUAUGCCAUACAGAAUUUUGCAAAGAGCCUUUUGGAUGUGGCGGAUAAUCUUGGAAGAGCUUCUUCGGUUGUCAAAGAAAGCUUCUCAAAGCUUGACACUUCGAAAGAUUCCGCUGGAGCUGCUCCACUUUUGAAGACCCUUUUAGAAGGUGUGGAAAUGACUGAGAAGCAGCUUGCUGAGUCCGGAUACACGUUGUAUGAUCGAGUUAUAAGACCAGCGGAGGUUGGUGUUACUCAAGGAGGAGAGAACGAAGAAGACAAGAAAGAGUCUGAUGCUUAA